Trichoderma atroviride IMI 206040 is the source of this 858-nucleotide messenger RNA. RefSeq lists its product as uncharacterized. The record is from RefSeq and is a predicted model, not a curated record. NCBI's taxonomy places the organism in Eukaryota, Fungi, Ascomycota, Sordariomycetes, Hypocreales, Hypocreaceae.
AUGGAAGCUAAGCCCACGUACCAUCUCCCUCCAAACUUCUCAACCCCGCCUCCUCCUGAUGGGCCAUUCCAUCUUGGAACGGUACUACGGGAUUUCGAGAAGAAAGAACAGAUGCGACCACUUAAUCAGGAAGACUCGCAACGAAUUCCGAUUCCCAAGAAACAUGAAGACGUCAAAAAAGGUUUUACAGCAACACGGAAGAGGAUGAAAUCCGGUGAAUUUGGCUUGUGGGCCAAGUUCAUGGGCCUCAAUGGAGUUGGAGGGGAGGCCAAGAUUGCUGCAGAGCGACAUGAUUCUGACAGGUACUCAUUCGAAACCUUCGAAACACAGUUCUUUUAUCCUACCCCUGAAUACAUCUCAGAUUGCUUCAAGCUCUCAGAUGUGGAUGACUACUUGCAAGGUUCGCGAUAUAAGAAGGCCGUGUAUUUGGUCACUGGACUCAAGAUUGGCAAGGGAGUGACCGUGGGAAUGAAUAAAAAGACUAACAUGAACGGUAACCUUGAAGGGAGUGUGAGCAACCCUGGAGGGGUCAAUGCUGAGGCGGGCAUGAAGUUAAGGGGAAACUUGGAGCAUGACUCUGUCUUCACUUUCACAGAGUCAAGUGACAUCGUUAUUGGCAUCCAAUGUGUCAAAAUCUAUCAUGAGAAGUCGGGAUUCUUGGGCCUAUUUGGGGAAAGGGAGAUCAAAAGUGAAUAUGUCACUGCCGGUGCUACAUUCUAUGGCGAGAACUCCAGCAACUCCCCAGAGACAAAUGCAAAAUUUGUUGUCGUGAAGCCUGAGGAUUACGAUAUACCAGAUCUGGCUUGUUAUUCGGAGGGUGAUGAAAUUUGGAUGGUACCUAAGAUACUAGGAGCUUAG